Brenthis ino (lesser marbled fritillary) is the source of this 495-nucleotide messenger RNA. NCBI's taxonomy places the organism in Eukaryota, Metazoa, Arthropoda, Insecta, Lepidoptera, Nymphalidae. The record is from the annotation of a GenBank genome assembly.
AUGGUUCGAUGGAUGUUGGAGGUACUGCUGGCGUGCGGUCUCCUGGCCGGUCUUCACGCGAGUGUGGAAGUGAUAAAAGACGUCACUCUGGGAUUUGGUGAGGCUCUACAGCAUUGUAGAGAAGAAAGUCAACUAUCAGAAGACAAGAUGGAGCAAUUCUUCCACUUCUGGCGCGAUGACUUCAAGUUCGAGGACCGGGAGCUUGGCUGCGCCAUCAAGUGCAUGAGCUCGCACUUCAACCUACUCACCGACUCGCAUCGCAUGCACCACGAAAACACGGACAAGUUUAUUAAAUCCUUUCCGAACGGUGAGAUUCUGUCAAAGAAGAUGGUAAACAUCAUCCAUUCGUGCGAGCAACAGCAUGACACCAUGGACGAUCACUGUUGGCGCAUCCUGCGGGUCGCCGAGUGCUUCAAGCUGACGUGCCAGGGGGAGGGCAUCGCGCCCACCAUGGAACUGCUCAUGGCCGAGUUCAUCAUGGAGGCUGAGGCCAGG